Messenger RNA from Calypte anna (Anna's hummingbird), 1760 nucleotides. RefSeq names its product angiopoietin 4 (gene ANGPT4). Bases 159 to 1631 code for a protein of 490 amino acids. The transcript is spliced from 9 exons. Gene Ontology annotation, molecular function: receptor tyrosine kinase binding. Gene Ontology annotation, biological process: signal transduction. NCBI's taxonomy places the organism in Eukaryota, Metazoa, Chordata, Aves, Apodiformes, Trochilidae. The record is from RefSeq and is a predicted model, not a curated record.
CUCCCCCCGUGAUAAAAGGCCGGAGCUGCCCGAGCCGGCUCAGAGGGAGGGAAUGCCGAAAUCGCAGCGUUUCGACUCAGCCACCAGCACCCACUGACCCAGCCCGGCACAGAGCCCCCUCCCCACCGACCCCGCGGUGUCCCCCCGCCCCCGGUGCCAUGCGGGCGCUCAGCCUGGGCCUGGUGGCCCUGACCUGUGUCACCGCGGUGCUGGGGGUCGGUCACCGACGGUCGCACCGGGUCCAGCACGGCCACUGCAGUUACACCUUCGUGCUGCCCGAGGCAGAACCCCCCCCCUGCCCGCUCGCCCCCCUCGCCCCCGGCCCCGCCAACGCCUUGUUCCAGCGGGAUUCACCGGCUGCCGGGACCGGGCACAGCGGGGCCACCCAGCGCCUCCGGCACCUCGAGAGGAUCCUGGAGAACAGCACCCAGUGGCUGCUGAAGCUGGAGAGCUACAUCCAGGCGGGCGUGAAGCCGGAGGUGGCGGAGCUGCAGCAGACAGCAGUGCAGAACCAGACAGCCACCAUGCUGGAGAUCAGCAGCAGCCUCCUCAACCAGAGCGCCGAGCAGAGCCGCAAGCUCACCGACGUGGAGGCCCAGGUGCUGAACCAGACCUUGCGCCUGGAGAUGCAGCUGCAGGAGAACUCCCUGUCCACCACCAAGCUGGAGAAGCAGCUGCUGCUGCAGACCAACGAGAUCCACAAGCUGCAGAACAGGAACAACAUCCUGGAGACGCGGGUGCUGGAGAUGGAGACCAAGCACGAGGUGGAGCUGGCGGGGGCUCGCUCGGAGAAGGAGAAGCUGCAGAGGCUGCUGAGCCGACAGAGCGGCAGCAUCCAGGAGCUGGAGAAGUCCCUGAUGGCCGCCAGCACCAAUGCCAGCCUGCUCCAGCGACAGCAGCUCCAGCUCCUGGAGUCGGUGCAGAGCCUGGUGCGGCUCAUCUCCCAGGGCCGAGCCCCCCUGCCCAGGCAGGAGCAGCUCUUCCAGGACUGCGCCGAGGUGCGCCUGGCGGGCAUCCGUGCCAGUGGGGUCUACACCCUCCACAUCACCAACCUCAGCGAGCCCAAAAAGGCGUACUGCGACAUGGAGACCGACCGGGGGGGUUGGACCGUCAUCCAGCUCCGCACCAACGGCAGCCUCAGCUUCCAGAGGGGCUGGAAGGAGUACAAACAGGGCUUCGGGGAUGCAGCGGGCGAGUACUGGCUGGGUAACGAGGCCGUGCACCUCCUGACCAGCCAGGCACCCUACACCCUGCGCGUCGAGCUGAGGGACUGGGAAGGUGGCCAGGUCUAUGCCCACUACGGGAAAUUCCAGCUGGGAAGCGAGCGGCAGCUUUACAGGCUCUCUCUGCAGAACUACAGCGGGACAGCGGGGCAGCAGAGCGGCUUGGCACUGCAGGGAACCCGCUUCAGCACCCGCGACGCCGACAACGACAACUGCCUCUGCAAGUGUGCCCAGAUGCUGUCGGGAGGCUGGUGGUUCGAUGCCUGUGGGCUCUCCAACCUCAACGGCAUCUACUACCCGGCCCGGCACAACAUCCGCAAGCUCAACGGGAUCCGCUGGCACCGCCUCCAGGGGCCCAGCUACUCCCUGCAGGGCACCCGCAUGCUGAUCCGACCCGCCAGCUUCUAACACAGCAGCGAGCAGCCCUGCCAGCCCGGCACCCAGGGAGGGGACCGGGGGAAAGGGACGUCUGGGGGACACUGAGCCCUCCCCGCACCUGCAGGGAAUGUUUUUCCCCAGCUAUUAUUUUCCUUUUAA